Molecule: messenger RNA, 926 nt
Organism: Merops nubicus (carmine bee-eater)
Lineage: Eukaryota; Metazoa; Chordata; Aves; Coraciiformes; Meropidae
Product: A disintegrin and metalloproteinase with thrombospondin motifs 5-like
Exons: 3
Biological process (GO): extracellular matrix organization
Cellular component (GO): extracellular matrix
Molecular function (GO): metalloendopeptidase activity
Source: RefSeq, a predicted model, not a curated record
CUAAAUCUUUUCGACAAGAGCAGUGUGAAGCAAGGAAUGGCUAUCAGUCUGAUGCAAAGGGUGUCAAGACGUUUGUUGAAUGGGUCCCCAAGUACGCCGGAGUGCUUCCUGGAGACGUUUGCAAGCUCACCUGCCGAGCCAAAGGAACUGGCUACUACGUUGUGUUUUCUCAGAAGGUGGCUGACGGCACCGAGUGCCGCCCGUACAGCAAUUCGGUGUGCGUGCGGGGCCGGUGCGUCCGCACGGGCUGCGACGGCAUCAUCGGCUCGAAGCUCCAGUACGACAAGUGCGGCGUGUGCGGAGGAGACAACUCCAGCUGCACGAAGGUCAUGGGAACCUACACCAAGAGGAGCAAGGGCUACACAGAUGUCGUGAAAAUCCCGGAGGGGGCAACUCACAUCAAAGUUCGGCAGUUCAAGACUAAGGACCAGAGCAGGUUCACUGCCUACCUGGCCCUGAAGAAGAAAAACGGUGAGUACCUUGUCAAUGGAAAAUACAUGAUCUCCACUUCUGAAACCAUCAUUGACAUCAACGGAACCGUCAUGAACUACAGCGGCUGGAGCCACAAAGACGACUUCCUGCACGCCAUGGGGCACUCUGCCACAAAAGAGGUCCUCAUCGUGCAGAUCCUCGCGACCGAUCCCGCGCAGCCGGUGGACGUGCGCUACAGUUUCUUCGUGCCGAAGAAGCACGGGCAAAUGGCAAACUCUGUUCCCAGCAGCGGCGGCGGCGGCAGCAAAGUAACUCCAGAGCUCACGCAGCCCCGCUGGGUCACGGGGCCGUGGCUCUCUUGCUCUCGAACGUGUGACACGGGAUGGCACACCAGGACUGUCCAGUGCAAAGACGGGCAUGGAAAGUUGGCUAAGGGAUGUCUUCUCUCUCAGAGACCGUCGGCAUUUAAACAGUGCUUGUUGAAAAAGUGUUAA